AUGUCUUCAGCAAAACGGCCGUUGGAAGAUCCUUCUUCUCCUUCUGCCCCGACUGACUUGCCAGACGCAAAACGCCCAGCGCUAGACAAGGUGGUCAGAGAAGAUGCUGCCGCUGAGGGAUCUGCCACUCCCAGCAGCGGUCCAGCCGAAGGCCCGAAGCCUGUUGAAAAGCACCCACUGCCAGCACCGGUCACAAAUGGAUCGACGGAGGGACAUGUUGAAGGCACCUCGGGAGCGGACGCGAAAGGAGCGUCAGCUGCUCCAUUGCCAGAGACACAGUCGCAGAAUGCUGCUUCCCAAAGCGAUCGAGCCACGUCUCAGCCUCCUUCUAUGACAUCGCAAGACGAGACAAACUGGAUUCAUAUUCGUGCAGUCAUUUCAAGUGCAGAAGCUGCGACCUGUAUCGGUAAAGGUGGCGAGAAUGUCACUCAAAUCAGAAGACUCUCUGGCGCCAAGUGCACCGUGAGUGAUUACUCAAGGGGUGCAGUUGAGCGCAUCUUGACUGUUAGUGGUGCUCAAGAUGCCGUCGCAAAGGCUUUCGGCUUGAUCAUUCGCACUUUGAAUAACGAGCCCCUCGAAGCUCCGUCAACCGCGCAAUCCAAGACCUACCCCCUGCGACUCCUGAUCCCGCACAUCUUGAUUGGCUCCAUCAUAGGGAAAUCCGGCGUGCGCAUUCGAGAAAUCCAAGAAGCUUCGGGCGCGCGCCUCAACGCUUCAGAUUCCUGCCUGCCUCUUUCCACCGAGCGCUCUCUCGUCGUCCUGGGCGUUGCCGAUGCGGUCCACAUUGCCACGUACUAUAUUGCCGUUACACUGGUUGAGCAGUUGACAGAACGAUUUGGUGGCCCUGCCGCAUCUGCUUAUGCCACAAGAAGCGGUGGUCCAGCGGGAGUUGUUCCGGGUGGAAUGCAAGUUGUGCCAUAUGUUCCCCAGCCGGCCGGUGGUCAAUACGGCCACCCAGACAUGUACAAGAGACACAACACGCAUCCACCGCAGCGUGUGCCUCCUCAACCCUAUGGCGCACCGCAAAUGCAUGGUGCUGCCCAACAGCCAUAUCCUCAGUUCGCCCAGCCGUACGCAGCGGCGACGCCACGAACUCCAAGCUAUGGGGUCGCCCCACAGCAGCCGGCAGCAUAUGGCCAAAUGCCGCCUCAGCCUGCUGCUCAUGGGCAGCCUCCCCAGCCAGCGCACGCGAUGCCAGGACAACCAAUCACACAACAGAUCUUCAUCCCUAACGACAUGGUCGGUGCGAUUAUUGGCAAGGGUGGUGCCAAAAUCAACGAGAUUCGGCAUCUCAGUGGGAGCGUCAUCAAGAUCAACGAACCGCAAGACAACAGCAAUGAAAGAUUGGUCACCAUUACCGGGACGCAAGAAUGCAAUCAGAUGGCAUUGUACAUGCUUUAUUCGAGGCUAGAGAGCGAGAAACAUCGGAUCUAG
Fonsecaea erecta is the source of this 1434-nucleotide messenger RNA. RefSeq lists its product as hypothetical. The coding region runs from base 1 to 1434 and encodes 477 amino acids. The record is from RefSeq and is a predicted model, not a curated record. Gene Ontology annotation, cellular component: cytoplasm; nucleus. Gene Ontology annotation, biological process: regulation of RNA metabolic process; regulation of gene expression. The transcript has 2 exons. NCBI's taxonomy places the organism in Eukaryota, Fungi, Ascomycota, Eurotiomycetes, Chaetothyriales, Herpotrichiellaceae. Gene Ontology annotation, molecular function: mRNA binding.